CCCUCUGCACGGAGAGCACCCCAGCGACCCGCACCGCGCGCUCCGCGGGGCGCUGCCGGCACCCGCGUUUGGGUGGCACCGAGAUUUGCGAUGCUUCGGUCGAGCGCCAUCCGGACGCUGCCCCAGCGGGCUUUGGCGGCGAAGAAGAAGGGCGCAAAGAUGAAGAAGAAAGUGACGGCGCCGACGGAGGUGCGCAUGGCGCCGCACAUCCCAGCGGAGCUGACCAAGGAGACGCGGCAGUUUUUCAACAACGCACCGCGCCUGAAGGCCCUCCUCGAGCUCGUCUUCUCGCCCACGGAGCCGCGCGAGAGCGACGACGACCGGCGGGAGUACGAGCAGGCGCGGGCCGAGUUCCAGACGCUUGCGGAGAGGGCGCGGAACGUCUACGAGGCCCACGAGAGGAGAGCAAACGAGCGCAUGUGGCGAGCGGUCCAUCAGCUGCCAGAGGACCUGUACGACGAGGCAGUUGCGUCGAGGCCCGAGAAGGUGCCGGAGUCCCUCCUGUUCAACGUGCGACAUCGGGCCGAGAUCUUCCGCAGCCUGAGCCACGACGAGCUUAGGAGGCUUCAGGUGUUUCAGAACCUGAUGUACGUGCGGUACCCGCACAGCGAGGAGAAGCGACGGAACCCGUCGCGCUUCUGGAUCCCAGAGACGCAGGUGAUCUCCCGGCAGAAGGAGGCUGCACUGGCUAGAAGGAAGAUCAAGAAGAUGUGA
Prorocentrum cordatum is the source of this 714-nucleotide messenger RNA. Lineage: Eukaryota; Dinophyceae; Prorocentrales; Prorocentraceae. The record is from the annotation of a GenBank genome assembly.